UUGGCAAAAACCCUUGACCGCCCGUUUACGCGAAGUUGCCCUUGCUGGCUGCUGCCUGCCUGUAGCCUAUUUUCAUCGUUCUUCUUCUUUCUCCCAACUAUCUCCACCACUUUCUACUACUGUUACACUGCUAAAAUUUCACUACCUGAGGCAUUUCUCUUAUACUAGUAUAGGAACCAAUGGUGAGCAAGAGGCAGAAAUUGGCCCGCAAUCGAUUUAAAGAAGAGCACCCUGAGCUCUUCCCAAAGCCAGACCCAACGCCUCCCAAAGACCCAACCAAGAAGAAGAAAAAGUUAUCCAAAUUCAAGAGGAAAAAAACGGUUUCCAAUGACCCAAGUAAUCCCAAGAAAUCCCUUAUGGGGAAAAAACACCCACUUAGAAUUCCAGGUAUGAAGCCUGGCGACAGCUGUUUCAUAUGCAAAUCACCCGACCACAUUGCCAAGGACUGCCCUCAGAAAGCUCAGUGGGAAAAGAAUAAGAUAUGUUUGUUAUGUCGGCAACGGGGUCACAGUCUUAAAAAUUGCUCGAAGCAGAAGGACGAUUCCACCGAUAACAAGUUCUGUUAUAAUUGUGGGCAGACGGGGCAUUCUCUUGCUAAGUGUCCACAGCCUCUUCAAGAUGGAGGAACACGAUUUGCCAAUUGCUUUAUUUGUAAUGAACAAGGGCACUUGAGUAAGAACUGUCCACAAAAUUCCCAUGGAAUUUACCCAAAGGGUGGCAGUUGUAAAAUCUGUGGUGGUGUCACACAUCUGGCUAAAGAUUGUCCUAAUAAAAGCAGCAAAGCUUCUAAUGCAGUUGGAGUAGCUGGCAAAGCACGGGCAGCUGAAAUUGAAGAGAGGCCUAGAGGACAAAUCACCAGGUUUAUCAGCGGUGAUGAUCUUGAAGAUGACUUCUUGGCAGGGGAUACAUUUAGUGGUAACAAAGACACGUCCUCUGAGCCCAUGACCCCGGCACCUGAUUCAAAGCAGAACGUAAAAUUGAAGACAAAACAAGGAACCAAGGUGGUGAAUUUUUUGAGAGUUGAAAAUGCACUACUCUCCCAAGAUUUUGUUGUAACUCGUAAACAUGAGAGAGAUAAGAGCAGCGUCUCCCGUUCUUUUCAGUCGAGUGCUGUUACCUGUUACUAUGUGAAAGUUAUGCUACUAGAGAACGACAUUCAGCUAUAUUGUGAGACAAGGGAAGGGACGAUUAGGGAGAGGAAAGCCGACGGUCAUGCAUGGAUCUCUCCUUCCUAUUGUCUCAUCGUUCUUGUUUUUCCUCUCCUCUUUCCUCUCUUCUUUUCGUUUGUUUGUAUUGCAGGGUUCCUUUACCCAUUAUUUGAAGAUUGCAACAUGGCGAAUGCUACAUCUGGAAUGGCUGUGGAAGAUGAGUGUAAGCUGAAGUUUUUGGAGUUAAAAGCCAAGAGAAACUAUCGUUUUAUUAUUUUCAAGAUAGAGGGUCAACAGGUGGUGGUGGAGAAGCUUGGGAGUCCUGAAGAAAGUUAUGACGAUUUCACUGCUUCUCUGCCAGCCGAUGAGUGUCGCUAUGCUGUGUUUGAUUUCGAUUUCAUCACCGACGAGAACUGCCAGAAAAGCAAGAUUUUCUUCAUUGCUUGGUCCCCAGACACAUCGAAGGUGAGAAUGAAGAUGGUUUAUGCGAGCUCAAGGGAUAGAUUCAAGAGAGAAUUGGAUGGGAUUCAAGUGGAAUUGCAGGCAACAGAUCCUAGUGAGAUGAGCUUUGACAUUAUAAAAGGACGAGCACUCUGAAUAUAUCACCUUCACUUGAUCGCCAUCACGGAGACUCGGACUCUUUUUCUAGUACUAUAAUUCCCAAGCAAUGUUAUCGAUUCGUCUUCCCUUUUUUUCUUUCUGUUCUUAUUUUUGUUUUGGUUCCCUCAAUUCAAAACUAAAACGUGUAGUGUAAUGUAAUAUUAUUGCAACCACUGUGUAAUUUGAGAUUCACAGUCUUAGCCUAAUAUACAUUGGCUUGUAACA
Coffea eugenioides is the source of this 1973-nucleotide messenger RNA. RefSeq lists its product as uncharacterized. Gene Ontology annotation, cellular component: actin cytoskeleton. Gene Ontology annotation, molecular function: actin binding; zinc ion binding; nucleic acid binding. The transcript has 10 exons. The record is from RefSeq and is a predicted model, not a curated record. The coding region runs from base 180 to 1745 and encodes 521 amino acids. Gene Ontology annotation, biological process: actin filament depolymerization. Lineage: Eukaryota; Viridiplantae; Streptophyta; Magnoliopsida; Gentianales; Rubiaceae.